Oikopleura dioica is the source of this 486-nucleotide messenger RNA. The record is from the annotation of a GenBank genome assembly. NCBI's taxonomy places the organism in Eukaryota, Metazoa, Chordata, Appendicularia, Copelata, Oikopleuridae.
AUGAUAGCCCUCCCGCCUGGAUCAAUGGGAAACGGCGGGGGCGAGAAUGGAGAGCGUCGCUCGCUGCCCAAAGUCGAUUUCUCCUCUGGAGCGAGUUUCGAAAGUCUUAAUCAAGUGAUCGAGCUUUUUGAUAAUCAAGAUCGGCAUGAAUUCGACGAUCAGAUGGCUCUCGAAGUCCACUCGAUGAAGGAGCAUCUUUUUACUCUACUAGGCAAAAUUCAGGCGAUCGACGGUCGUUUACCAGGGGCAAACGAGUAUUUACUGCUAUCGGGAGCUUCGCGAGAUGGAACACUAGAUUUGGAAGUUCAAGUUCCAAGGCCUACGCCAGAACCUCCUGUUGAGCCACCUCCACUUAUUUCUGCGGAUUCUGCUCCUUCCUCCGCGGAUCCAAGUUCUCUUACAUCUCCUGUGUCCGAAAGAAGUAACGUCGAUUUACUAUCUGACGAGUUACAUUCUACAGCCACAAUUUCAGAGCGGGGGAAGUGA